This is a messenger RNA of Monomorium pharaonis (pharaoh ant), 1974 nucleotides long. RefSeq names its product solute carrier family 2, facilitated glucose transporter member 1. The record is from RefSeq and is a predicted model, not a curated record. Bases 507 to 1934 code for a protein of 475 amino acids. Gene Ontology annotation, cellular component: membrane. NCBI's taxonomy places the organism in Eukaryota, Metazoa, Arthropoda, Insecta, Hymenoptera, Formicidae. The transcript has 8 exons. Gene Ontology annotation, biological process: monosaccharide transmembrane transport. Gene Ontology annotation, molecular function: hexose transmembrane transporter activity.
UCACCUCCACCCUUACCGCUGCGACCGGAAACGCCUUCCACGUUCGGAGUCCGUGUCCUCGGCGAGAAAAACUGAAGCGGGUAGAAGCACGAAUCAAAAUUGACCUGGGGAUUGCGACGUCAUCACCCUCUCGCGCGCCUCGCAUCUUUUCAUCGAUCCUCGCAGACCGACGUGUCCGCGCUGUGCAUUGAUGUGUCGAGGGUGAAAUCGUUGGCCGGAGAACCGCGGAAGUCCUUUACAGGUAUGCCCAUGGUGUGUGGUUUUGUUGAGUUUUGUUCCGUCAUUCCGUCCUGGCUUUUCCAUGUUAUCACUGAUUGGUCUCUACGAGGGUGCAGAACACACUUCAUAUUGCUUGCGAUGCUUAAUUAUGUGAGCGGAAUGUAACAGUGCACACGAUGCCGACCCCGGUGGAUGGACCCCGUUACUGGUGCUGGGCGGUGCCACUUGCUGCCUGGGAUCAGCAUUACCAGCAGGAUAUAACAUAGGCGUCAUGAACAAUCCUGCCCAUGUUCGUAAUAGAUCAAUAUGCAAGCAUAUUCCGCCGAGCGCAGUGUCACCCGAAACUAUACUGUCGUAUGUUCGGCUUACAGCUUAUGCAAACGUUCUGCAACGACAGCAUCAGGGAAAGAUAUAACGUACAAUUGUCCGGCUAUGAGCUCCAGAUACUCUGGUCCGCCAUAGUAUCGGUCUUUCUUAUAGGAGGUGUGUCGGGAUCCUUGAUUGCUAGCUGGUUGAGCGACAGAUUCGGGCGGAAGGGCGCGUUGAGCGUCGGAAAUCUUUGCGGGAUUGCAGGGGCCAUUCUGUUCAUACUCGUACGAGUCAUGAACUCGGUCGAGCUUUUUCUGAUCGGCCGAGUGUUCGUCGGACUUUCCGGCGGCUUGGCUACCGCUCUGCUCCCGAUGUACAUGACAGAAAUAGCACCUUUAAAGUUGAGAGGUGCCGUUGGAGUCCUAUGUCAAUUGGGCAUCACCAGCGGCGUGCUGAUGGGUCAGAUCGCCGGACUCGAAACUGUCCUGGGCACUACCGAGUCCUGGCACAUAAUGCUGGCAUUCUUCUCACCGCUAUGCCUCCUUGCAUUAUUAUUAACUAUCACUUUGCCGGAAAGUCCGAAGUACUUGUAUGUAACUAAAGGAGAACAGGGAAAGGCUCUUAAAGAGCUCAGUCGUUUGCGCAACAUGGACGUAAUGCUCCUGCAAAACGAGAUCACUGGCCUGCAGCAUGAACUAACGAUGAGAUCAGCGAGCGUAACGUGGAACAUUAGGCGCGUGUUGAGAGACCCGGCCGUGAGACUACCUCUAUUCUUAGUAUGCCUGAUGCAGUUUGGCCAGCAACUCAGUGGCAUUAACGCGGUUUUUUACUACUCCAACACCAUAUUUCUCGGGGCCGGCCUGGGAAUCACCGGUGCUCAAUACGCAACCCUAGGCACUGGGGUUGCAAACAUUGGAAUGGCCGUCAUCUCUGUGCCGAUAAUGUCGUUAUUCAGCAGAAGAAAAGUACUGUUCCUGAGCUGUUACUUGUGCGUGGGUUGCCUUAUCGUUCUGUGCAUCUCCAUCGCGCUAAUCCACGCGGCCUCGUUCAUGCCAUGGCUCUGCACCGUUGCGGUGCUGGCGUACGUGAUAUUUUACGGUAUCGGCCUCGGUCCUAUACCGUUCUUCAUCGGUUCCGAAUUAUUCGAUGUCGGACCCAGGCCUGCUGCCAUGUCAUUGGGCAGCGUGUUCAACUGGGGAGGGAAUUUCCUCGUUGGAAUGAUGUUCCCCUCGAUGCAGGCUGUGAUCGGCCCGUACAUUUUUCUGGUCUUCGCCGGGAGCACGCUGAUCUUGGUACAGGUCAAUCGGAUCUAUCUGCCCGAAACGCGUGAUCGAAGCACGACGGACAUAGCGGCGGUCAUGACUCAAGGCUUCAAGUCAAGACCGAACGCAACACCUGCCGCGUAAACGCUUAACAUUCGAUUAAGUACUUUUUAUACAAUUUUUU